AUGCUGCCAGUUCUCAGCCUGCUUAGUCUCGCUGCCAUCCUACUUUAUUUCUGGGGUCGCAAUUGUUCACUGCCCAAACGAAUCACACUAGACGCAUUCCUGGUGAAACCGAAUAUGACACAAAAUGCGUGGCAUGCGUUGCCAAAUCUACGACAACUCCAGUGGCCCAAACCUCCGUGUGCAAAGUCCCCCACCGGUCGGAAAUAUCGAAACGGAACUGUCUAUCCCCUACCCCCUGCGUUUCUCCCGGUGAUGAGUUGUGGUCAACGAGCAUUGUCAAAACGCAUGCUCAAACGAUUCUCUGAUCUGAUGUUCGAAAACGGUCUGGGUGAUCGAUUCAUUCUGAACGCAGGCACACUGGUCGGAUCGUUUCAACAUCAUGAUUUUGUGCCUUGGGAUGACGAUGUCGACGUGUUAGUCGAUCUGGGUGUGCGUACCAAAGUACGUGAACUCCUACAGACCCUGGAACCGGAAUUCAAAUCAAUCGCACAUCCACGACAUGAUAAAAUAUUUGCACCGAUUAUAGACGAGCGACUAAAUGAUUUCGAUGUGCAACGAAGCCGUAAAACAUCCCGGUUAGCUUGGGGCUGGCCGUUUCUCGAUAUUGGAUAUUUUGAAUCAAAUGCGACACAUCUGUGGGAUCAGACAAAUCGCAAUCAACCGAGUAAAAUCCUAGCGAAACUGAUCGUGUUCCCGCUCAUGUUUCGACCACUCGGUCUGGACUGGUAUCCGACCCCGUACGACACACUGGGCUUUAUACGCAAAGUGUACGGUAAAACCGGUGGCUGUUCCAUGUUCGGCUAUUCACACGUCCUAGAAGGUCGAGGUCCACGGGGUCACGUGUCCUGUUGGAAUCUUGGUAGACGAUACGCAUUUGUCCAGCGCACGUUGGCUCCACCCGGUCAAUACGAAUUCGUGGAUUCUCACUUGAAUGAAGUGUUCACAGUCGGUGAGGAAAUUCUAUUCUACCGUUCACGGAAAGGUCCACUGAUUGUGCACAAAAUUCCCAUACCCACCUUUCUGAACUACACCGAUGUGAACGCUUAUGCAUUUGGGGAUGAGGAUUUGGCAUGA
Molecule: messenger RNA, 1074 nt
Organism: Echinostoma caproni
Lineage: Eukaryota; Metazoa; Platyhelminthes; Trematoda; Plagiorchiida; Echinostomatidae
Source: the annotation of a GenBank genome assembly